AUGAUCAUUGCUGUUUUAACAGCUGCCAACUCGUCUUGUACUCCGAGAAGCUUCCCACCAUCAGCACUAGUGUCUAUCCAUUCAACAAGCACAAGCGGGCAAUCCUUCCCAAUUUCUGGCCUAGAAUCCUUCACUCUUCCUACACAGAUCCACAUCCUGGAUUCAUCAGAUAGAUUAUUGAUGGGCUACAAACGUCUCUGGACGAAGCGCUCGAGUUAUGUAAAUCCACCCGUCUCAGGGACUGUGCGCAGCGAUGACAACGGAAACUUGUACAUUGCCAUUUUAUCUUCACGGCCAGGGCUAGCGUUGCAUCCGGUUGCAAGUUCAUUAGCAGUAGAAUCACUCAAGGUUCCACACGACUGGUGUCGUAUUCCCCAUCGAGUUUUUCCUUCACUGCCUCAAGGAGAACCAACAACCACGCCUCCUGCCUUUGCUCCGUUAUCGUCAUCAGCAGCAAGUGGAUUAGAUCGUUUCUUGGCUCCCUAUAAAGCAACCCGAUGGAGGAACUUCAAAAACGCUCUUGCAACACUUAAAGCAGAUCUUUCACCACCCGUCAUUUCCUGCCAGUGGAUCUCGUCGGGCAAUGCAGUUACAUCGCUUGUUUUUGGCGCCAAAAUCAAGACUGAGACACUCGUCUUACCAUACAGAACGCGUUACAGACUUCCGGAGGCUAAAGAAGACUUGGAAGGACAGCAUGAUGGCGGCAACUAUUUUGGCAACUUGUACAACCUUUGCAGAUCCACUGUUGCGGAUCUGUUAUCUUCAGCGGUAGAAGAGGGUGCUGCCCGGGAUGCUUUCGCUAUCAGAGCCGAUUUGAACGCCCAGUUGACACCGGAAGCAAUCACCAACCAGAUCGCCUUCUUUAAAGAUAACAGGGCUACUAGAUCUCCAGACAUUGAGAUUGCCUCAACUGCUGAUUUUCUGGUCUCCAACUUGUGUCGAUUGGAUCUGCAGGGAUCCGAACUUAAUUUUGGGUGGGAAAACUCGUUUAAUUACCGAUAUUUGUCACGGUGGCGCUAG
Messenger RNA from Zychaea mexicana, 1020 nucleotides. RefSeq lists its product as uncharacterized. The record is from RefSeq and is a predicted model, not a curated record. Bases 1 to 1020 code for a protein of 339 amino acids. Lineage: Eukaryota; Fungi; Mucoromycota; Mucoromycetes; Mucorales; Lichtheimiaceae. The transcript is spliced from 3 exons.